AUGGAUCAACCACAGUAUCUUGGCCUCAAAGGCCAACCCCUCGUAUACGCCGUCACCUUCUGUUGUUCAAUAGGAUUUUUCCUCUUUGGCUACGAUCUCGGUUACAUGGGUGGACUUACCACAUCUCCCGAAUUCCUGGACCUGUUCGGCAAUCCCAAUGCAUCUCUUCUCGCCUUUAUGGUUUCGUCCUAUGAGGUCGGAUGUAUGUUUGGCGCUCUGUAUCAGUUUCUGGUUGGUGAUCGCUGGGGAGGUCGUAAGCCAAACAAUUUCGCCGGUGCAGUCAUUGUGUCUAUAGGCGCAAUUUUGCAGGCAAGUUCAUUUGGUUUGCCGCAGUUUUUGGUGGGACGUCUGGUAGCAGGGUUCGGGUUGGGAAUUAUGACUACCGUUAUUCCCAUCUGGUUGUCGGAAUGUACCACACCCAAGUCGCGAGGUCGUAUGAUGGCUAUGCAGCUGUCUAACCUGAUCAUGGGCUUGAUUAUUGCGAAUUGGUUGGAUUAUGGCAUGUCCUUUCACGCCGGGUCAGUGCAAUGGCGCGUGCCAUGUGCCUUUCAAUGCGUCUUUUGCCUGGUCCUGUUUGUAUUUAUACCAUUCCUGCCUGAGUCACCGCGUUGGCUCGCUGCGGCUGGCCAAAUCGAACGCGCCAAACAUUCCUUGGCAGCUCUCCGUGGCCAGCACCUGGACGCCGAUGAUGUCGUCGAAGAACUUGGUCAGAUCCAGUAUGCUAUUGCCAUUGAAGCCGAGGAAGUAGGGUCAUGGAGCGAUGCGUUCAAAGACGGCGGUAUCAGUGGUUUCACACGGGUUGCCAUUGGAUUCUCAGCGAAUUUCUUUCAGCAAUUGUCUGGAGUCAACGUCAUGUCUUCGCUAGGCCCCUAUGUGUUUGAAAACUCGAUCGGCAUGAGCCGUUAUAAUGCCAUGCUCGUCUCUGGUGGAUUGCAAGUGUUUUACUUCCUAAGCAGUAUCAUCCCGUGGUUCGCCAUUGACCGUGUCGGAAGACGCAAGUUGUUCAUGAUUGGGAGCAUGGGAAUGGGCGUGUGUAUGCUGCUUUCCGCAAUAUUUGUCGGCAUCGGUACGCAGGGACUGGGUUACGCCGCCGCGGUCGUGCUGUAUCUCUUCCAAACCUUCUUCACGCUGGGCUGGCAAUCCAACAUGUGGAUCUACCCCAGUGAGCUGCUGCCGCUGAAGCUGCGUCUGCGUGGUGGUGCCAUUGCCGUCAUAUCGCAAUGGCUGUUUACUUUUCUCGUUGUCGAGAUCACGCCGCCUAUGAUCACUAAUAUCGGAUACAAAAGCUAUGUCGUCUUUGCAGUGAUCAAUUUCGUCACGAUUCCUUUAGUGUACUUUUGUUUCCCUGAGACCAGCAAAUUGCCGUUAGAGGCUGUUGAUUUGUUGUUUGCCGACCGUGAUGGACAGAGGCCCAGUAUAUGGAGGGUGGUCAAAGACUCGACAGAUGCGGCUUUCAUGGAGAGCAUCACGAAGGAAUUGGCCGAAAGAGCCGAAGCAAGGGCGAUGAACGAGGGAAUCGUCGACGCGGCAAAGCAGAAAACGGCGGUUGAGCUGCAACGUGGACACACCCGUAAGAUUAACAAUCGCGCAACUCCCGUCUUACAAAAGAAAGAGAAACGACGUCGGGAUACUCGAAAUAUCCUCUCCGUGAUAGUGGAAUCACAAUUCGCUCGGGCUGGAGCAAAGCGCAUUACAGCUAUGCCACCAUCCAACACUUCAGCGCAACAAGCUCCUACCAACAGCACCAGUAGCACACCACAAACAUUCGAUAAAGUGCCGGACGUCGAUCCAAAAACAGGCCUCCAUGAGCAAGGCAACGCAGCAGCCCUCAAGAAUCGGGCCGACUUCGAUCUCACAGUCUCACAUGGCAUUCUAAGACAAUCCUCCGCUUCAGAUCCAAAAAGACCCCUCGAAGCCGGAACACAAAAAAGCAACCUUCCACCAGAAAAAGUAUUCUCAAUACAGCUAGGAUCGGAGCUAUUUCGGUUAUCGGGAGCGUCAAUAGCCUCUGACGGCUACCACGUCCAGCCACGAACUGGUGAGGAAUAUGUGAGACUAUAUAUGGACGCGCAGUUCUACAGUCUUCCCCGACUUACCGGUCAGCUUUUCGAGUCCGACGUCUUCUUCCAAAUCGGCGAACGAGACUUCCAAAUACCAAAAGAUAUCUUCUCGGCACCAGGGGACUCUCCCAAUUUCUUCACGCUGGGAUUCAACAUUCAUUUCUCGGCACCUCCUAUGAUGCUACCGGGACUAGAGAAAAAGGGCUUGUUACGACCCCCUUCGAUCAUUCCACCCAGUGUCCCGAACCGAUCAGCGGAGGUUUUUGCACAGAUACUACACAUCCUUCGAGGAUAUCCGGUAGAGAUCAAAAACGAAAGUCACCGGGCAGAACUUCUUCGCGAUUGUCGGUAUCUACAUUUUCGCGGUCUGGAGCAGAAACUUCUUCCGCAUGAGAUAAGCUACAACCCUGAACGAGAUUGCAGCGAGAUUGUGAUUCGACUUGAAGACAUCCGUCAAUCGGGAGUUCAGUUUGUGGCCGAUGGGUCGCUUGUGGAUGGAUCUACGUCUUCCGGCUGGGUAUACUAUGCGCGACCAUUCGUGGACGACAAGCCAUGCGAAUUGAUAGUUGAAAUCGGCGGACAGGGUACAGUGAUUGAUAUGGAAUCAAUGCGCGCCGACUUUCGCGGACUGACAAAAGCCCGCGUGAGCAGUCUUGUGCAAGUAAUCGCCAACAAACUCAACUUACCAAACAAAGCUCCCCUGGGUCUGAUGAUGAUGGCCGGGGGCGGAUCAAGAAAUACCACCGCCAGCCCGGGCCAUUCGCCUCUCAGCGAAGAUCGACCAAAAGUUCAAAUUGGACCAGAUGCCGAUAUCGUCAUUGACGGCGAAUGUUACUGCGCUAAACCGGGUGGAUCUACGGGCUUCAUUCUGGAGAAAUCCAGCGGCGCUACAGUUCCGCUCAACGGUUCAAAUACUGGACCGCCCGCGAAACGGAAACGGGAGGAAGAAAAUGAUCACAGCGCCAGUUCACCGCAAGGACGAUGGAUGGUCCAUAACGGGCAAUGGCGGCUACGGGUUCAGCCAGAUGGUUUUAGCAAUCAGUUGGAGAUAAUUUUUACGGCUGUUAAGCUGGAGCCCCAGACCGGUAUACCCUCACCUGAACCAUCAAUCAUCAAAGCGAACCACGAGACAAACAAAAUGGCCUCCUCCGAUAUCAAGGUCACUCUCUACUGGCUAGAGCAGUCUCGCGCACACUCGAUCCUUUGGAUCCUCGAGGCCCUUUCCGUCCCCUACGCACUCAAAACCUUCAAACGCGGCAAGGACAUGCUCGCGCCCGCCGAGCUCAAAGCCGUUCAUCCUCUAGGCAAAUCGCCCAUUAUCACAGUCGAAAGACCAGAGUACGCGCAACCCUUGGUGCUGGCUGAAUCCGGGGCGAUUGUGGAAUAUUUACUCAAUCAUUUCCGGGGCGAAGAGAAGGGUCUCAUCCCGAAGAAGUAUGCGUCGGAGGAAGAUGCGGCCAAGAAUUUAGAGACAGAGGAGUGGUUGAGGUAUAGAUUUUAUAUGCAUUAUGUGGAGGGCAGUUUGAUGCCACAGAUGGUUACGGCGUUGAUUGUUGAUAGCGUGCGCAACGCUCCAAUCCCAUUCUUCCUCAAACCUAUUCCCCGUCUGGUCGCAGACAGAAUUCAGACGAGUUGGCUCGACAAGCAAUUCGCCGUUCACUUCCCGUUCCUGGAAGGCCAACUCAAGUCUGCUCCUGGAACCACCGAGAGCCAACGAGGGGGGCUUUGUGGGCCCAAAUUCACUGCGGCUGAUAUGUUGAUGAGUUUUCCCGUUAUUGCGGCUACGGGUAGAGGAGUUAUUACAAAGGAAAGUUACCCUGAGAUUGUGGCGUUUGGGGAGAGGUUGAAGAAGGAUGAUGGGUAUCAAAGGGCAGUGAAGAAGAUUGAAGAGGUGGAUGGGAAAUUUUCCGCCUCGUUGUAA
This is a messenger RNA of Talaromyces amestolkiae, 3981 nucleotides long. RefSeq lists its product as uncharacterized. The transcript is spliced from 7 exons. The record is from RefSeq and is a predicted model, not a curated record. Gene Ontology annotation, biological process: carbohydrate transport; transmembrane transport. NCBI's taxonomy places the organism in Eukaryota, Fungi, Ascomycota, Eurotiomycetes, Eurotiales, Trichocomaceae. Gene Ontology annotation, molecular function: carbohydrate:proton symporter activity. The coding region runs from base 1 to 3981 and encodes 1326 amino acids. Gene Ontology annotation, cellular component: membrane.